This is a messenger RNA of Pseudogymnoascus verrucosus, 1075 nucleotides long. RefSeq lists its product as uncharacterized. Bases 247 to 840 code for a protein of 197 amino acids. The transcript is spliced from 4 exons. The record is from RefSeq and is a predicted model, not a curated record. Lineage: Eukaryota; Fungi; Ascomycota; Leotiomycetes; Thelebolales; Thelebolaceae.
CAUCAACUCCAUUUUACUCAUUAUCUAUUUCCGGCAGUGAGCAAACAUCAACACCGCUACCUCAAGUUUGUUGUGCGCGUCACGACAGUUCGCAUCAGAUCGGCAACCGCCAACGAACUUCGACCUCACUGUCGCUAGAUCAUACACACUGUUGAUCUCGGUUCAGUGAAGCCAUCGCUCCAGUUUUCAUUACAUCACACCUUAACCUCACUGCCAACCGUACAAUUCAGCUUUCUAUUCUUCAUCAUGGCGCCAUCAGUCGAGCCAUCUGCCGGUGCCCAGCAGCUUGCGAACAAUCCCCCCAACAGAGCUAUCCAGUCAGAUGCGGUCAGAGUGCACCAAGCAAUGAAUUCAGGGCUGAGACCACUACCCGAUGAGAGUAUGUUGGAUCAUUGGAUUCACUGCGGCAUUAUGGCUGUAUCGGUAUACGCACGCGACGUAUCUGCCGAGGAUGGCUCCCUAUCAUUCUAUGAUGGCUGUCUCACGGUCCUAAUCGGCAUCUGGAAUAAAAACCGUGAGGCGCUCAUCAAUGCUCUCAAUCAAAAUCCUACGCCAUCUCCUGCUGCAAGUAUGUAUCUAGGCGGAGGUGCAAGUGGUGGCGGCCCUGCUUAUAGAGGUUUGCAGCCUCGCCAGCACAUGGAUUGGAUCGACUCGGAGGACCAUAUUCAGGGCUCUAUCUUGAUGAUGUCUCUAGCCGCAUGGGAUGAGUCUAUCCGUCAAAACUCAACCCAAUUUUUUGACCGUCAUUUCGCAAAUGCAAUCGCCACUUGGAACCAAAACCGCGAGUGGGGAGUCAUGGCUCUGACGCGUGCUCCUAUCACAGGAGGAUCCGUUGCCUAAUAUCCAUUGGAUGAUUGCAGCCGUGCAUCUGGAGGCCGCGUUUUAACAUCUCUCUUUUCGCUGCAUAAUUUUUGCUCGAGACGAGGCCAUUGCAAGAGCAUAUUAUAUUGAGACGGCAUAGUACGGAAGAUUUUAGGAUUAUAUUCGUACUGCCUGUUUUGUUUUCUAGCGAAACAUGGCAUUUGCUUAAGAGUCGAUCUGGCUACAUAUCUUCAUCGUUAAAUACACAUUAUCA